Messenger RNA from Ananas comosus (pineapple), 2005 nucleotides. RefSeq names its product dnaJ protein homolog. The coding region runs from base 227 to 1477 and encodes 416 amino acids. Lineage: Eukaryota; Viridiplantae; Streptophyta; Magnoliopsida; Poales; Bromeliaceae. Gene Ontology annotation, cellular component: cytoplasm; cytosol. Gene Ontology annotation, molecular function: Hsp70 protein binding; ATP binding. The transcript has 6 exons. Gene Ontology annotation, biological process: response to heat; protein refolding. The record is from RefSeq and is a predicted model, not a curated record.
CUCUACUCCUCACGCCCCACCUCCCCACCCUUAUUAAUCUUGUCCUAUAUUCUCCGACGAGCCCCAAAGCCCGGCCUACUCCGAUCCCGUUGAUUAGGGUUAGGGUUUUUCCGAUCCCUUUUGAUCGCCUCCCCGAAUAGCGAUUACGGUUUCGAUCCCGUCGUCGUCGUCGUCGUCGUCUUCUUCGUUGGAUCCAGGGGAGUCGAUUUAGGGUUUGGCCGCGAAGAUGUUCGGGAGGGCGCCGAAGAAGAGCGACAACACGAGGUACUAUGAGAUCCUCGGCGUGUCGAAGAACGCGUCGCAGGAGGAUCUGAAGAAGGCCUACCGCAAAGCCGCGAUCAAGAACCAUCCCGACAAGGGUGGAGACCCCGAGAAGUUCAAGGAAUUGGCCCAGGCAUACGAAGUGUUGAGUGAUCCUGAGAAGCGUGAGAUCUACGAUCAGUACGGCGAGGAUGCCCUCAAGGAAGGAAUGGGCGGAGGAGGAAUGCACGACCCGUUUGAUAUCUUCCAAUCCUUCUUCGGCGGGAGCCCCUUCGGAGGUGGUGGCAGCAGCAGGGGCCGUAGGCAGAGGAGGGGAGAAGAUGUGGUUCAUCCCCUAAAAGUUUCUCUAGAGGACCUUUACAAUGGGACCUCUAAGAAGCUCUCUCUUUCUAGAAAUGUUAUUUGCUCCAAGUGCAAGGGUAAAGGUUCGAAAUCUGGUGCAUCGAUGAAAUGCGCGGGAUGUCAGGGGUCAGGCAUGAAGGUUACUAUUCGUCAGCUGGGCCCUGGUAUGAUUCAACAGAUGCAGCACCCUUGCAAUGAGUGCAAAGGGACUGGCGAGACCAUCAGCGAGAAAGAUCGGUGCCCACAGUGCAAGGGCGAGAAGGUUGUUCAGGAGAAGAAGGUUUUGGAGGUUGUUGUCGAGAAGGGUAUGCAGAAUGGACAGAAGAUCACUUUCCCUGGGGAGGCAGAUGAGGCGCCUGACACGGUCACUGGUGACAUCGUAUUCGUCCUCCAACAGAAAGAACACCCGAAGUUCAAGAGAAAGGGCGACGAUCUCUUUCUUGAACACACCCUCUCACUCACAGAGGCCCUAUGCGGAUUCCAGUUUGUUUUGACUCAUCUAGAUAACAGGCAGCUGCUCAUCAAAUCAAACCCUGGUGAAGUAGUCAAGCCAGACCAAUUUAAGGCAAUAAACGAUGAGGGCAUGCCGGUGUACCAGAGGCCGUUCAUGCGGGGAAAGCUCUAUAUCCACUUCACUGUGGAGUUCCCCGACUCGUUGACCCUAGAGCAGGUCAAAGCACUCGAGGCCGUGCUCCCGCCAAAGCCCGUGUCGGAGCUUACCGACAUGGAGCUUGACGAGUGCGAGGAAACCACGCUGCACGAUGUCAACAUUGAAGAGGAGAUGAGGAGGAAGCAGGCGCAGGCUCAGGAGGCCUACGAGGAGGACGAGGAGGCCCACGGUGGCGCCCAGAGAGUGCAAUGCGCGCAGCAGUAAACGGAGCGUUACCUGCCUUACAGGUAUUGGCUGGGGUCUAUAACUAUGAUUUUUGGGUCAUAAGACUCGCGUAAUUGCGUUUUAUGUCAUAAAAUCUUGUGGCUGUGGACAGUAUAUUACCAGCUGAAGUAGGGAGGGUGCUUCAGACUCACCCUCAGACUUACUUUUCCCUCUGUUGCUUUGCCGCCAAAUAUCUGAUUAGGAACUUCUAUUACCUUAGUUUUUUCUGUCUGUAAUGCUGUCGACGGUGGUGAGUGCGCGUAUGUUUUUGGGAUUGGUUUUCUACGCUCAAUUUCUCAUUUCCUUGCUUGGUAAAGUUGCGCACAAGCCUUUUCUCUCGAGGAUCCAACAGGCGCCACGGCACGUGUGAAGCACCUAAGAAGAAAAUUUUUGAUUUUGAAUGAAGAGCGGGGAUUGUUGUAUGGGAUGUUGUGGAAUCGGAGUCUCUCUCUCUCUUUUUAACAGUAUGCCACCUGAGAGUGUUAUUUCUUACCUGUUGCAAUUCAAUAGUAAUAGGCAGCGACUUGU